CACAUGUCAUGUCAUGUUUGUUUUGAUCUUCGAAAGCUGAUAAACGUGUUAUGAAAAAUUGAUCAUUAAAGAAAUGCCCUACUAGGAUAACGUGAAAAAUUAUGUACACAAGUAUUUCAGUUACUUCACACAGAUAACAGUACAAAAAUUGCAAAUUUAAUAACAUGCCCAAAGAUAGAAUUCCUCCUUUGCAACGAUGUGGCAGUAGAGGAUCUAUGCAAAAUGUGUACUCUUCUGCUAAUAAUUCGGAUGAGGAAGAGGAAGUAGAUUCGAAAUGUUCCCUCAGUUAUAAAGAGAGGAGACGAGAGGCGCAUACCCAAGCUGAACAAAAACGAAGAGAUGCCAUUAAAAAGGGUUAUGAUACUUUGCAAGCCUUGGUGCCAACAUGUCAACAAACAGAUAUUUCAGGUCAUAAAUUGAGUAAAGCAAGUGUUCUUCAAAAAUCUAUUGAUUAUAUUCAAUAUCUACAACAGCAAAAGAAGAAACAAGAGGAAGAAAGAAAUACUUUACGAAAAGAAGUGCUUGCUCUUAAAAUAAUGCAAACUAAUUACGAACAGAUUGUUAAGGCUCAACAGUCUCAACCUGGACAGGCUGAAAUGAGAGUAUCUGAUGAUGUAAAGUUUUCAGUGUUUCAGGCAAUUAUGGAGCAGCUCUUCAUACCAUUUAAUAAUAUAUCUGUAGUUAAUUUUACAGAACUAUCUGCUGGGGUUUUCAGUUGGUUGGAGGAGUACUGUAAACCUCAAACACUUAAAGAAUCUAUAAUGCAAGCAUUAAGGAGACAUAGUAGUCAGUUUAUGGGCUUAUCAACAAAUAUAUAAGAUAUACUUUAUUAUCAAGUUAAAUAAUUGUUUUGAUUAAUAAAAUUUUAUUCUGUU
Coccinella septempunctata (seven-spotted ladybird) is the source of this 875-nucleotide messenger RNA. RefSeq names its product max-like protein X (gene bigmax). Gene Ontology annotation, molecular function: RNA polymerase II cis-regulatory region sequence-specific DNA binding; DNA-binding transcription factor activity, RNA polymerase II-specific; protein dimerization activity. Bases 165 to 818 code for a protein of 217 amino acids. The record is from RefSeq and is a predicted model, not a curated record. Gene Ontology annotation, cellular component: nucleus. The transcript is spliced from 5 exons. Gene Ontology annotation, biological process: regulation of transcription by RNA polymerase II. Lineage: Eukaryota; Metazoa; Arthropoda; Insecta; Coleoptera; Coccinellidae.